Entrophospora candida is the source of this 2820-nucleotide messenger RNA. The record is from the annotation of a GenBank genome assembly. NCBI's taxonomy places the organism in Eukaryota, Fungi, Glomeromycota, Glomeromycetes, Entrophosporales, Entrophosporaceae.
AUGAUGAUGUCAACCACAGAAAUUAAUCAAUCAGAUGAUUACACAUCAAAAAAAAAUAUAUUGCUCACAGAUCAUGAUGACGAUGAUUAUGGUUUAUUUCUGAAAAAUAAUUCCGACAUUCCCAACCACAAUUCUGACAUUCCUAAUUCUAUAUUGAAUAAAAAAAACGCAAAACAACCUAGAACUUCAAUAGAUUCUGUUAGUUCAGAAAGAACACUAAUUUUUGAAGAGCCAGACGAAGAAUACUUAUUGAAAAGAGGUGACGGUGAAACAGUUGAAUGGUUAAAUUAUUUACUUCAACAAGUAUGGAGAACAUUUGAUCCAUCUUUAUUAAUUGGUCUUAGAGAUAUGUUAGAAGAUGCAAUGUCUCGUAGUGCCCCAUCAUUUGUUAAAGCAACAGAUAUCGAAUCAUUUGAAAUUGGUUUAAUUGCUCCAAGAAUUGAAAAACGUGAAGAUGAAGACGAUGAAGAUAUUGGUGAAGCAACAUUUUCAUUUAGAGCGAAAUCAUCAGCACAUAAACCACAAGAUUCUCCACCACAUAUAUUAGCAUGGAUAAAAACUGGACUUUCAGCAACUAUCCCGAUCAAAGUUGAACUAACCGGUUUUGUUGCUUCGAUUCAUUUUGAAAUAAAAAUUACCGGCGGUCCACCAUUUUUGUCGACUUGUAGAUUUAGUUUUUUGAAAUUUCCGAUUUAUGAAACUAGUAUUAUGCCUUUGAUACCAAUGAAUAUCGCUCAAUUCCCCAUCAUAAAACAAUUUAUUAGAAAUACAGUGCAAACAGUUUUAGAAGAAUUUACUUAUCCAAAAUUUAUUGAUAUUGACCUUGAACAAAUGCUAUCGGGAGAUGAUAAUUUACAUGAUACUGAAACACUUGGAAUAAUGAGAGCAGAUAUUUACGAAGCAAGGAAUUUAACAAAGGUAGAUAUGCACGGGGAAAAUGACCCGUAUGUGAUGUUGUCACUUGAUCCAGCACCAUACGCACACACGCAUAUGUCAACUCGAGUGAUAGAAAAUUGUGCAAGUCCGAUUUGGCAUGAAACUUUUUUUCUCAAAAUGCCACAAAUGGAUAUUGUUGACGAACAUAUCAAGUUUAAGUUGGGUGUUAUGGAUUGGGAUAGACUAACUACUGAUGAUCAUAUUGGAUCGAUGUGGAUUGAUAUUAAAGAUGCUAUUGGAAAUGGUGAUAAACGAAUCAAAAUACAUGAUGGUUGGGCAACUCUUCAUCAGAAACCAACAGAUCCAGUUUCUCAUGGUCAACUAAAAUGUAGACUUGAAUUUUUCCCAAAAUUACCUAAUGAUAUGACUGAUCCUUCUCUAACUGCUGGUAUUUUAGGUUUACAAAUUCAUCAAGGAAUGAAUUUACAAAUAACGGCUGCACCAUAUAAUGAUGAUUCAUCAACAAUAUCAAUGGCUGAUAAUCAUUAUAAUGUAAGUUAUCCAAAUCCAUACGUGGUUGUCUAUUUGAAUGAUGCUAUAGAACAAUUCGUCAAAGAUUGGAGGAAAGCAAUAGUAAGAGUUGUAGUCAAAGAUCAAAAGGAUUUAGAGUAUGAUCCUGUUAUUGGUAUGGUUACUAUACAACUCAAAGACAUAUUUGAUAAAAAAGAUAAAAAGAAGGAAUUAUCAAAAUGGUAUCCACUUCGUCAUGGAGUAGGAUGUGGUAAAGUGAGAUUGAGCUUUCUAUUUAAAGCUAUUGAUAUAAAAUUGCCACCUGAAGAAAGGGGAUAUGAUGUCGGAACAUUAUUUGCUCAUUCGUUUGUUGCAGAAGAUUUACAUACUUCUUCAAGAACAAUAGCAAUAUUUAAAAGAUACAGAGCAUCAUUAAUUGUCAAGGUGAAACGUAGAGGUAUAUUUGGAAUGAAUUAUACGGUGGGAGUGGCGGAACUUCGGCUAAAAAAUAUUACAGAUUGUUCGGAACAAGAAAUUGAAGUACCAAUUUUUGAAGGUUAUGACCCUAAUUCUAUACUCGAAAAUGAUUUCAAAAUAAUUUCUGGUGGAAAUGAUGAUCUCGAUGAUUGUGGAAAUGGAAGUGAGCAAGAAGGCGUAAAAAAAGGUAAUAGUGAUAAUGAUAAUGUAGGCAAUAAAUCAAGAACCACCGCUUCUUGUAAUAGUAGUGCUGCUAGUGCUACUGGUGACAGUAGCAAAAAAGCAAAAUCACUAUCUAGUAAAGUUGAUGGCUUUGCGGACAACGCUAACAACUGUGAUGACGAUAAUGACGAUCAACAACAGCAUCAAGAAGAAGUAUCUAAUUCAAAGAUUGAUAAUAAUAAUAAUAGUGGUAGUCAUCAGAAUUAUUCCAACAACAUCACUACUCCAAACUCUCCAACCACCACCACUACCACAAUCGCUGACAAUUCUACAAGCACUUCAGCUACUAUCGCCAAUGCUUCCAAUAACUCCACCAGCGCUGUGAAUAAUCAUAAACAUAAGGUUAUUGGCCAUUUAAAAUUCAAAGUCUACUUUAAACCAGGUUUAUCAUUAGCACACGAAGAAGAUGUUAAAAAGAAAUUGACCGGUGCAGAUAUAAGCAUUCUAUUUAAUAAUUCCAAUGAUAAUAAUAGUCCUAGUAGUACAGUUUGUGGUGACUAUGAAUCAUUUAUUCAUAAUAAUAAUAAUGAUAUGAUGUCAACAAGAGAAAGGGAAUUACGUAAAUGUGGAAGUGGAGGCGAAGUUGGAUCCGAUGAAAGAAGAAUUAAUAGAGUACAUAGUCACAAAACUAUGAGACAAUUACAAUGGUUUAAAGAUUUACUUAAAGCCAAAGUUGUUUUAAUGACAGGUAAAAGAAAUUGGGAAGAAUAUGAUAAGGUUGAACAAGAACUUUAA